GCAGAGUGAACCGGGAUGGGUCAGCCAGAUCAGGAAAUGAAGCCCAAAGACCCUACACAACUAGGACCCGGGCCGGGAAGGCGGGUCCCAGCCCCGAAGGGAAGGAGCGGGAGAGGUUGACGGGUCAUGCCCUGGUCACUCCGCGCCAUUCUCCUUCGGGACCUGAUCCUGGACGUAGUGGGCGUCUCUGCCUUCCUGAUCCACCUGGGCGCCGACCUGUGGCUCGUGAGCCAGUAUGUGCUCAGCGGUCGCUACCUGUGGGCCGCACUGGUGUUGAUGCUGCUGGGUCUCGCCUCGGUCGCACUGCAAGUCUUCAGCUGGGUCUGGCUGCGCGCCGACCCCGCCGGCCUUCACUCGUCCCAGCCCUCAGGCCGCUGCCUGGCGCUGCUCCAUCUCCUGCAGCUGGGCUACCUGUACAGGUACAUGCAAGGGCUACAGCAGGGUCUGUUGGUGUGGCAGCAGGAGGUGCCCUCCGAGUUUGACUUGGCCUACGCUGACUUCCUCUCCCUGGACAUCAGUAUGCUGCGGCUCUUUGAGACCUUCCUGGAGAAGACGCCGCAGCUCACGCUGGUGCUGGCCAUCAUGCUGCAGAGUGGCCAGGCCGAGUACUACCAGUGGGUCAGCAUCUGCACGUCCUUCGUGGGUAUCUCAUGGGCACUGCUUGACUACCACCGGGCCUUGCGCACCUGCCUCCCCUCCAAACCCAUCCUGGGGCUGGGCUCCUCCGUGAUCUACUUCCUGUGGAACCUGCUGCUGCUGUGGCCCCGAGUCCUGGCUGUGGCCCUGUUCUCAGCCCUCUUCCCCUGCUACGUGGCUCUGCACUUCUUGGGCCUGUGGCUGGUGUUGCUGUUCUGGGUCUGGUUUCAGGGCACUGACUUUAUGCCAGAUCCCCGCUCUGAGUGGCUGUACCGGGCAACAGUGGCCACCAUCCUUUAUUUCUCCUGGUUCAAUGUGGCUGAGGGUCGCACUCGAGGUCGCGCCACUAUCCACCUGGUGUUUCUCCUGAGUGACAGCAUUCUCAUGGUGGUCACCUGGGUGACUCAAAGUGCCUGGCUGCCCAGGGGGAUCCCGCUGCAGAUGUUGCUGCCUGUGGGUGGCAUCAGCUUCCUUUUGGGUCUGGUCCUGCGGCUUGUUUACUACUGCUGGCUGCACCCCAGCUACCGCAGGGAGCCUGCGCAGGUGGAUGGGACCCGCGCCCUUUACUUCCUCGAGUGCUCUCAGUUGCCUCAGAACAGGCGCACGGGCCAUUUGGCUCAGAAUUUUUUCCCCAAGUCUAGGGAUGAGGCUGCUUUGCAAUGGGAGAGAAGGGCAAAUGGGGUCCUUUGAGGCAGGGUCAGACCCAGCCAGAAGAACAGAUGGACAAGAUAAGCUAAUUAUGCUGCUAUGGGCCUUGAUUCACUCAACAAGCACUUGAUGCCUGAUCUUGCCAGACACAGAAGACCAGAGAUGAGUAAGACAGAGGCCUGCCUUCAAAGAUAAGAACAAGAUGAGAAGGGCCAGGUCCUGGAGGGUCAAGAGCCUUAGUUAUAUACAAAACACUUUGGGAGGAAAGAAGAAAUCCCUUUUCUUUUCCUUCCAACCAGUAUGUAUGGUGCCCGAAGCAUCCCAGUGUUUGCAUUUUCACCUCCAAAAUAAUUGGUGGAGGUGACAUUUCACCCCUUGGUUCCCCUAUUCUGGACUAGAAGGCCCUAAGACCUCCAGAAUGUGUUCUCUAGAGUUCUUCCCCCUACCCCACCUCAGUCAUUCAGUUCAUUCACCAACUGUUUACUGAGAGCAUUUUUUGUGUGCCAGGAACAUCACUCUGUUCUUGGAACCUGGAACAAGAUCAGCUUCCACCCUUCCCAUCUCCAGUUGCCCCAAUGUAGGCUCAUAUGCUAGAAGCCUGGAUGCCUAGUUGGCUGGAGUCUGUCAACCCCUCCAAGGCUUAACUGCAGCUGGCCCAGCCUCUGCCCCUGCUCUCACGGGGCCACCUUUCAACCAAGUGCCUUGUGAACCUGUGAUCUGGGCUAUGGCUCAGCCUGUUGAGUAUUUUUUAUACUUUAGACAGUGUACUUCCUACCUCAGAGUCUAUUGUGAGAAGAAGAGAAGGUGUGCACAUAUGUCUCUGCAGGUGAGAGAUACGCAUGUGUUGUUUUUG
Messenger RNA from Molossus molossus (Pallas's mastiff bat), 2137 nucleotides. RefSeq names its product XK related 8 (gene XKR8). Gene Ontology annotation, cellular component: plasma membrane. Lineage: Eukaryota; Metazoa; Chordata; Mammalia; Chiroptera; Molossidae. The record is from RefSeq and is a predicted model, not a curated record. Bases 127 to 1326 code for a protein of 399 amino acids. Gene Ontology annotation, biological process: apoptotic process involved in development; engulfment of apoptotic cell; phosphatidylserine exposure on apoptotic cell surface. The transcript is spliced from 4 exons.